This is a messenger RNA of Rotaria sp. Silwood1, 444 nucleotides long. NCBI's taxonomy places the organism in Eukaryota, Metazoa, Rotifera, Eurotatoria, Philodinida, Philodinidae. The record is from the annotation of a GenBank genome assembly.
AUGUCAAAAUGUGAUUAUUGUUGUAUUCGUCCAUCAUCAUUAAUAAUAUAUUGUUUAAAAUAUAAUCAAUCUAGUCAAAUAAAUAUUUCUGUUAAAUGUUCAGUAAAUUUAAAUGAUAUUCCAUUGGAUGAUAAUUGUAUAAGUGAAUUUUUAUCAAAUGAUGAAAUAAAUUUAAUUGAAAUGAUUGAAUCAUAUAUUUAUUUAUCACGUCAAACAAGUCAUAUUAUAUUUAUUUUUCAAUCAUUUAAAAAUAAUAAACAAUUACAUGGUGAAAAUCAUAUUAAUGGAAAUAAUAUUCAAUUAAAAUAUUUAAUUUAUCCACCUAUGUUAAUUGAUAGUGAACAACAAAAAUUAUUAACACAUAUGCCUUGUAGAGAUGAAUAUCAAAGAGAAUAUUUAAAUCAACCUGAAAAUCGUUUACCAAUUUUAAAUAAUGAUCAAUAA